Triplophysa rosa is the source of this 1904-nucleotide messenger RNA. RefSeq names its product GTPase IMAP family member 4. The transcript is spliced from 3 exons. The coding region runs from base 180 to 1502 and encodes 440 amino acids. The record is from RefSeq and is a predicted model, not a curated record. Gene Ontology annotation, molecular function: GTP binding. Lineage: Eukaryota; Metazoa; Chordata; Actinopteri; Cypriniformes; Nemacheilidae.
GGCGAAACGCUGGAAUCAUGAUUGACAGGACAGGACGAUCAGGCUCCUCACCAACUUCAUUCCAAUGGAAAACUUUAAUCAUAAAAUAAUCUCCAGAUCAUUCAAAUCGUAUCAAUCCUGCCCUUCUGAAACACUAAACUUCAAUUCACCGAAGCGCUCGACCGGACAGACUGGAAAACAUGUCAAAGCAAGGACCGAGAAGGCCAGCCACUGCUCACCGUUACAGACACAGACAGUGCAAAAACCCAGAAGAGCCCGUUAAGAUGGAGACACGUGAUGAAAGCCCCUCACAACAUGAAGUGCGUCUGGUCCUGCUGGGUAAAACAGGUGCAGGUAAAAGCGCGUCAGGAAACACAAUCUUGGGUGUCCGGCGUUUCGAUGCUGAAGUGAGCAUGGGAUCCGUCACCAAAGAAUGUAAGAGAGCGCGUGGAACAGUGGAGGGACGAAAUCUUCUGCUGGUCGACACACCCGGUCUGUUUGACACAGAGCUCACAACUGAAGAACUUCGAAGUGAACUGAUACACUGUCUAAGUUUGUGUUUGCCCGGUCCUCACGCGUUUCUGCUCGUCAUACCGAUAGAACGUUACACGCAGGAGCAACAGAGGACCGUGGAGAUGAUUCGCGAGAUGUUUCAGAACGACAUCACCAAUCACACCAUCAUCGUCUUCUCACACGCAGACGUACUUCAGGAAACCUCCAUCGAGGAGUUCAUUUCACAACAAAAUCCGAAGGUUCAAGAACUGGUGGAAAUGUUUGGAAAGCGUUACGUGGCUUUGGACAACAAAGAUCCAGAGAAACCAGAUCAGGUCUCUCGACUCCUGCAGAGAGUAGAUGAGCUGCUCCUUCAGAACGCCAACGUGCCCUUCAGUAAUCCCGUGACAGAGGUCGUGCUGAAGGCCCAGAGCAUCAUCUAUGAGAGAAGAACCAUGAAGAUAAAAGAAGAGGUGCAGAGAGAGGCCGACGAUCGCUGGGCUGCGUUGACUGCGGACGUGAGAGGAGACACACAAGACUCGGAGAAGAUGAAGAAGCGCGUCCGAGGCAGGAUCGAACGCAUAGAGACUGAUAUAAAGAAAGAAGAACAGAAUGUGCAUCCCAUCCCAGAACGACUCACGCGGAUGCGAGCAUCUCUGGAGAUGGAGCAGAAGAACCUCAGAAGACUUGAGAUGGAGGAGAGAGAGCGAGAGAAGCGAGAGCAGAAUGAAAAGAUGAAUAUAGAUCUGUGGAUAGCAGAAGAGCAGCAGAGGAGAGCGAGUCAGGACGAGACCAAUUCACAUUAUUACACCAAAAUGAUUCAGCACCUCAGUCUCCUGAUGUUAGGAGUUGGGAUCGGGACACUUUCACCUGUGCUCCUGGCCUUCCUCUUCCCUGCCGCUCCAGUUGUAGCAGAAGUCGGGUUGGCCGCACAGAUUUUACUCCACAUGCUCAGUUUGGUUGGAGAGGGAGCUUUCAUUUUACCCGUGGGUUUAAAGAUCGCAGCACUGACCCGGUGCACCAUUCAAUAAUAACACACACAAUCAUUUUCUGCAUCAUCCUGAUCGUAUCUUUUCCAGCUGUAUGUUGGCACGUCAGAGAUGAUUGCUGAAAAAUCUUAUCAUUGAAAUUAUUUCUGGUGGCUUUUUGAGAAUUUGUAAAGUCUUCUUCUAUUGUCAUACAUGGCCUAUAUAACAGUGCUUACUGCAAACAGCAUAUGUGUUAUUCGUGGUUUACAAUACACUAGAGGCAGAUGGCUAAAAACUAGAUGUUGUAGGCUGAUAUGGAUUCACAUGAAUAUAUUCACAAACAUUCACACAAAUGUAGUUAUCUUAAUAAAAAGAAUCAUUCACUCUCUGUGUGGGUUAAUGAAGUUGAUGUGUUUGUAUUUGUAUGUGAAUGAAGCGUGUUUUAAUACAUGUUUAAAAUACUCA